UUGCAUCUGUCCCCAUUCCCUUGUAAUAAAACAAAGAAAGGUGGUUCAAACAAAAACUAAUCAACCGUUGCCUCAUUAUUCUAUUCAUUUUCUGCUCUUGGUCUCUUCUCUCACUCCAUUUGAAUCCCAUUUCCCUUGUCUCUGCAAGCUUAUACUUGUUCACUGCACUCGGAACUGAUCGGCUAUCCAUUUUCUCGUCAAGAUACAGCCUCGGGUUCCCCCCAAAAGCGUUUGAUCUUCGUUUGUAUGUAUGUCUGUCUUCGUGAAGAGACUUGUUGAGAAGGCUUCUUUGAAGAAGCCUGCAGGGUUUUCAGACAGUUUGAGACCUGAUGAUGUAAACCCUCAUUUAGUUUUCCAUUAUGGGAUUCCAUCUGGUUCUAAGCUGCUGGCAUAUGACUCAAUUCAACAAAUUCUUGCUAUUUCAACUAUGGAUGGACAAAUCAAAUUGUUUGGUAAAGAUGGCUCACAAGCUCUACUGGAAUCUGUAGAGACAGUAGCAAGCAAAUUUUUGCUGUUCAUUGAGAACCAGGGUGUCCUUCUAAACGUAAAUGUCAACAACCAUAUUGAGAUCUGGGAUAUAGACAGGAAGUGUUUGUCUGCCGUUCAUCACUUUGAGAAGGAUAUCACUUCAUUUGCAGCCAUGCGCAAUGGAUCGUACCUGUAUGUUGGGGAUUCUGCUGGUGAUAUAUUGAUCCUGAGACUACAUCAAGAUCAACGUCAUAUUGAACUCAUGAAUUACAGCAUUCCUCUUUCAGCAUCUUAUGGCAAGACAGAUGAAGUUGGAAGUGAUACUGCAGUACAAUAUAUCCUACCUCAACCAACAGCUGAAACUAAAAGGGUCCUUAUUAUCUAUUCUAAUGGUGUUAUUACAUUGUGGGCAAUCCGAGAAAGCAAAACCAUUUUUGCAAGUACUGGUGGUACGACUUUACAAUCUAUGCAUCAAGAAGCAAAGAAAGUAACAGCAGCAUGUUGGGCUUGCCCUGCUGGAACUAAAGUAGUUGUUGGGUACAGCAGUGGAGAUAUAAUUCUCUGGAGUGUUCCAUGUCCCCCAGAUCCAAAGACUGAACAAGCUUCGCAAAAUGAAUUGUCUGCUAGUCAAAUUACUCCAAUUUCUAAGCUGAAUCUUGGAUAUAAAGCAGAAAAAAUUCCAAUAGCAAAGUUAAAAUGGGCUUAUGCAGAUGGAAAAUCAAGUAGACUAUAUGUUUUAGGCUGCUCCAACCAUCAUUCUGCCAACUCGCUGCAGGUCGUUCUGCUGAAUGAAUAUACUGAAACUCGCACUAUUAAGUUAGGGCUCCAACCCCCUGAGUCCUUGGUUGACUUGGAAAUCACAACAAGCUGUGUCGAACAAAACAAGCAUAGACACGAUUCUCUUCUUUUGCUUGGGAGGUCAAGUCAUCUGUAUGUCUAUGAUGAUUCUUUAAUUGAAAGAUACCUGGUACAGUGCCAAACCAAGUCACCACCUUCACUUCCAAAGGAGGUAAUAGUAAAGCUGCCAUAUGGUGAUUCAAGCAUCAGCAUAAGCAAGUUUAUAACAAGUACUCCAUCUAUGCCAUGUUCUGCAGAUGAGGACUUCAAUAUGCUGGCAAAAAACAGUUUGCCACUUUUUCCAUUUGAAAGAAGUCUGAAAGAUGGAAGCAACUCAAACUCAACCACUUUUAGUCCAUUUUCAAAGGCUAGGAAUAUAUUUAUAACAGGACAUAGUUCUGGGGCAAUUAACUUCUGGGAUGCAUCUUGCCCACUUUUGCUUCCAGUAGCAUCUAUAACUCAACAGAGUGAUAAUGAUUUUUCUGUCAGUGGCAUACCAGUGACAGCAUUGUACUUUAGCUGCGACUCACACAUUCUCGUGUCUGGAGAUAAAAGUGGAACGGUCCGUAUAUACACAUUAAAAUCUGAGACAUUUGUCCCACAGAGCACGUUUGCGUCCUUCCAAGGAAGUUCAAAGAAGGGAAGCAAUCACAUCAUCCGUAGAAUCAAAGUGGUGAAGGUUAAUGGUGCAGUACUCUCCAUAAGUACAACUGAAACUCUAAAACAGCUUGCUGUUGGGUCAGACCAAGGAUAUGUGUCAUUAAUUGAUCCUGAGGGACCUAGUGUCUUGUACCAAACACACAUUGCCAGCGAACUUUGCACAGGGAUCAUUUCAAUGCAUUUUGAAACUUGCAGCUUCCACGGCUUUGAGAAGAAUGUUAUGAUUGUAGCAACAAAAGAUUCGUCUGUUUUGGCGCUUGAGCGGGAUACGGGAAAUACACUAAGCUCUGGUAUUGUUCGCCCAAGUAAACCAUCAAGAGCUUUAUUCACGCAGAUUUUGGGUAGAGGAUCCACCGUGCCAGAUGGUGUGGACAUCAACAACAUUAAUUCUGACAACUCAUUGCCAAAGCAAUCAUUUCUAUUGCAAUGCUCUGAAAAAGCCGUUUAUACAUAUUCCUUAUUGCAUUUAGUCCAGGGUGUUAAGAAAGUGAUGUACAAAAAGAAGUUCAAUUCAUCUUGUUAUUGGGCAUCAACUUUUGGCUCCCGUGAUGUUGGGGUUAUACUUCUUUUUGCCAGUGGUAAAGUUGAGAUAAGGUCCGUGCCAGAAUUAUCCCUUGUGAAGGAAAGUUCAAUAAGAGCGGUCACAUUUUCCAAUUUGAGACCGUUCUCUGUAUCUGAUGUUGUAGUGUCGUCGUCUGAUGAUGGUGAACUCAUUAUUGUUAAUGGCGACCAGGAAUUACUUUUUGUCUCAACUUUGCUUCGUAAGGAGGCUUACAGAUGUCUGGACUCUGUUUCGCAAGUUCUUAACAAAGACUUGGUCACUGCUCAAGGGCUCAUCUCUUCAUUUUCAUCUAAAGAAAAGAAAAAGGGUAUGUUCAGCUCCGUGAUAAAAGACAGUAAGAGUGCAAAACCAAAGAAUGGGCAAGAGGUAGAAACUGAAGAUUCUGCACGAAGUAUGGAAGAACUGUCGAUGAUAUUUUCAGCUGUUAACUUCCCAACUGAUACUGAAACCGAGGAAAAGAUCAUCAUGAAUGAGGAGGACGGGAACUUGGAUAUAGAUGACAUUGACAUUGAAGAUCCAAAAGACAAACCAAGAGGAUAUCCAGUGAUAGCAGGACUGAAUAGACAGAACAUUACGAAUACGUUUCAAGCAAUUAAAGGCAAGUUGAAACAUGUGAAGGUAAAAAAUGAUAAAGUGCCAAUAAAUGAUGAGCAACAACAGGACGAGAAGACUGGUGCUGUUGAUCAAAUAAAGAAAAAAUAUGGCUACGCUUCUUCUGGUGAGUCAAGUGCUGCAAAUACGGCAAAGAACAAGCUGAGCGAAAAUUUGAGGAAGUUGCAGGGCAUCAGCCUGAAAACUACCGAAAUGCAGGACACAGCACGCUCAUUCUCUUCUAUGGCCAAAGAGGUUCUGCGAUUUGCUGAAAAUGAGAAAAAGGGGUCCUGAUCUUAUUGUCGUUUGGUUGCCCACACUAACUAUUUCUCCGUCCCAAAUUCUGUUGCGUUUGACAUAUUCUACUCAAGCGUAUCUGUAUUCUUUAUAGUUCAUUUACGAACAAACAACAUAAUUAAAAAUGUUGCAGCAUGCGUCGCUGCAAGUAUUUAUAUGUAUAUGCAUGUAUAUAUAUAUAUAUAUAUAUAUAUAUACUCGUGAUGUUUCUAAAGGAUUUGGUAUGUAAUGUUAUUCUGUUUAUGCUUGUCUA
Sesamum indicum (sesame) is the source of this 3668-nucleotide messenger RNA. RefSeq names its product Transducin/WD40 repeat-like superfamily protein (gene DAW1). Gene Ontology annotation, biological process: exocytosis; Golgi to plasma membrane transport. The record is from RefSeq and is a predicted model, not a curated record. Gene Ontology annotation, molecular function: GTPase activator activity; myosin II binding; syntaxin binding. Gene Ontology annotation, cellular component: plasma membrane; cytoplasm. Lineage: Eukaryota; Viridiplantae; Streptophyta; Magnoliopsida; Lamiales; Pedaliaceae.